GUUUAAGCACAGUUGUUGCCUUAAAGCCUCUUUCUGAAAAGACUCUGCUCCGGGAACAAGAUGGCAACCCAGCAGCUCUGCUCGAGGUUAAUGGGGCUGGCUGUCUUGCUAACACUGCUGGCUCUAAAAGAUGUAUCCAGCGACAGCAGCUUACACAAGAUCUUAAGAAAAAGAGAUGUGUCAGGAGCUGGUACUGCCCCCUCAAAAUCCUCCAUCGCCGUCCCCUCCUCCAAGGCUCAGGAGUUUCUGGCCAAACUGAGCAGAACCAAGAGGAAUGUCUGGGAUCGCAGUCGGCCGGAUGUGCAGCAGUGGAUUAUGCAGUUUAUGUACAUGGGAUUUGACGAGCAGAGGCUGGAGGCUGAUCUGUCGUACUGGAUGGACCAUGCUCGCUCCACUGACCAGGGGCGUCAGCACCACUAUGAUGAAAACUCCCCCAUGGGCCCGCGGGACCACAGUUCUUACAGACAUGGAGCUAAUGUUAACUACGACUACUAUUAACACCAGUCUGUGAGGGUCUGCUGGUUUGACACCUGCCAGGCAGCUGUCAUCAUGCAAGUGCUCGCCACCUGCUCCAGCUUCUUUGUUUUGAUGGCUACACCCAACAGUAUAAUGCCUCUUUUAUGUCUGACCUCGCAUCAAAAAUAAAAUGGAAAUAACACAUUA
This is a messenger RNA of Cheilinus undulatus (humphead wrasse), 663 nucleotides long. It is a transcript of the gene ecrg4a, whose product is annotated as ECRG4 augurin precursor a. The coding region runs from base 61 to 498 and encodes 145 amino acids. NCBI's taxonomy places the organism in Eukaryota, Metazoa, Chordata, Actinopteri, Labriformes, Labridae. Gene Ontology annotation, biological process: cellular senescence; central nervous system development; G1 to G0 transition. The record is from RefSeq and is a predicted model, not a curated record. The transcript has 4 exons.